Molecule: messenger RNA, 608 nt
Organism: Fomitiporia mediterranea MF3/22
Lineage: Eukaryota; Fungi; Basidiomycota; Agaricomycetes; Hymenochaetales; Hymenochaetaceae
Product: HIT-like protein
Exons: 7
Coding region: 59-487 (142 amino acids)
Biological process (GO): nucleotide metabolic process
Molecular function (GO): catalytic activity
Source: RefSeq, a predicted model, not a curated record
CACGCCUUACUGACUCGACUGAGUCGCGUCCUAACCGAGUGCUCAGCAACGUUCAACCAUGGCCGCUAACGCUGAUGAGACCUGCAUCUUCUGCAUGAUUAUUGCUGGGAAGAUUCCCAGCUUCAAGGUCUACGAAUCCGAUCUCACCCUGGCGUUCCUUGAUAUCAGCCCAGUAUCUGAAGGGCAUACACAGGUUAUUCCUAAAUACCAUGCAAAGACAAUCGGAGAUCUGCCAGACGAAUAUCUUUCUGACAUAGCUGUCAUAUGCAAGAAGGUCGCACUUGCCACAGAAGUUGAGCAAUACAACAUCUUGCAGAACAAUGGAAAGAUGGCUUUCCAGCAUGUCGACCAUGUGCAUUUUCACGUCAUCCCCAAACCGAGCGAAACAGAAGGCCUCGUUUUGAAUAUUGAAACUAACUGGCCGCAGAAGAAGCCCUCGAAGGAAGAUCUGGCUGUGACGCUGGAAAAGAUGAAAGCUAGGCUAUAAAUUGUCCACCCGAUAUAUUCGAAUUAAUCGUGGCAUGGAAUUGAACAAAAUGUAUUGAUUGUUCCCGUCUUGUAAUUUGCAAAAUGCAUAUUAUGAUAUAACAAAUGAAAGCCAACAGCAC